GCCAGUCUGGAUGUCGGUGCCGAGCGGAACCAUCGACGUCCAUGAAAAAGAGGACCUGUUGGUGACGGCUUCGGCCUCUGCAAAUCCUCCGCCAGUUAAGUACAGCUGGUGGCACGGUCCUCUGGAAUUGGAGGGCCAAGUGGAGCCGGUCGCUGGAGGAGGAGGAGGGGGAGGAGGAGGAGGAGGAGGAAGAGAGGGCCAACUGGAAGGGCGCCUUGAGAUGAGAAGGGUCCAUCGCCAGGAGUCCGGAGAAUACUCUGUCACUGCCACAAGUCCCAGAGGAACCGUCACCGCUUCCUUCGUCAUUAAUGUCCUGUAUGGUCCUGAAAACAUCGUGACAUCCAAACGGGUGACGGUGGAUGAGGGUGGCUCAGCUUCCGUCCUCUGUACAGCAGUUGGCAAUCCUACACCGAACGUGACCUGGGUCAGACAGGAGGAUAACAGCAGCAACUCCGAGGUUCUCUCUUGGGGCAUCGGCGAAGCCAGACUCUCGAUCGAGGGGGCGACCAGAGCAGACACGGGAUUCUACCUGUGCCUCGCCUCCAACGUCGUCUCCAGGGCGGAGCCCGUUCGCGCGGCCGUCGUCGUGACUCAAACUCCAGAGGUUCCCGACGAAGUGGAAGAAGGCGCAGAAGAGUCCUACCUGAGUCACUGGGCUCACUUGGGGGGGACGGCCCGCCUGGAGUGUAGCGUGAAAGCCGCCCCUUCGCCCACUUUCAAGUGGACCAUCAACGAGGACCGAGUUCUGCUAAAUGACCGGAAGUAUUUCAUAAGGGUGCCUGAGCUAAUUGACGGUUUGGUGGCCUGGUCGUCUGUCCUGGAGAUCAAGAACGUUUCGCUGAAGGACUACACCACUUACACCUGUGUCGCCACCAAUUCCAGAGGAUCCUACGCUGUGAAUUACACUCUUGGCUCACCCCUGCCCCCGAAUCCACCUCAGUAUCUCAAUGUCACGACAGUCACAGGUAGUACGGCCUACCUCUCGUGGGUGCCCCCGGGUGGGGGGACACCCCCUGCGGGCUACACCCUUCUCUAUCGGCCUAAGAACGGAGGAAAGUACACGAAGCGCCCAUCUGUCCCAAGGUUUCGAGCGCGACGUCCCAGGUUUACCCUCGCCACUCCUACUCGGGGACCCGAGCAAGGGCAGCACCAUCUGGUCAUCAAGGGCGCCACCUUGGACGACGACGGCGAGUACCAGUGCCAAGUGGGUCCCACUACUGACACCAGUGCCUUGGCGGCCUCUGCUAACGUCACUGUUUAUGUGGCUCCAACCAAGCCUGAACAUUCAUCAGGGGCGCCGACAGCAGCGUCCGUGCAGGGCACAGAGGGUCACAACCUGUACCUGCAGUGCCUCGUCAACGGCGCCAGACCCGCCCCCUCCAUAGCUUGGUACCGCAAUGGUCUCAUGUUGGAUGACAGUAAGUGGAGUAUAGAAUUCCUACCACCAACCACCCAUCAUCAAAGCAGCCCUAACAGUCAGUCCCUCCCGACCAGGCCUCCACCGGAGAGGGCUGACCACAUAUCCCCCGAGACGAAGAGAUGGAGCGUCAGGAGUCGUCUCUUGGUGGUGCCAAGUGUCCAAGACGACGGUCAACAGUACACCUGUCGCGCCCUCCAUCCCACGUUCGCCAGGUCCCACAAGGCGCUGGUGGAUUCGGUCACCCUCUCGGUCUUACGUGAGUACCACAGCCCCUUCUGUCUCUGGUGGCACAAGAAAGCGGCAAUGGGAUUGUGUCUGGAUACUGUGAGUGAGGGCGAACUCCUGUCCCUAUCCUGCCGAUCCACGGGCGGGAACCCACGCCCGCAACUCUCCUGGUACAGAGACGGGCGUUUACUGCAGCAGCACCCGAAUAUCACCCACGCGUCGAAGGCUGCCUCCGAAGACGGAGGAGAGGCGGAAGCCGCCCUUCGGUGGGCGGUGACGGGGGAGGACGACGGCGCCCGUUACGAAUGCAGAGCCCAGAACGAAGUCUCGGGCGGUCUCCUGCUUGCGGAUGACGUCACGCUCAGCGUUCUCUACAGACCGUCACGGGUCGAAAAUAACGGAGUCAAGGGUGGCCCCAGUACCUCUGUGGCCAGCGAGGCUGAUGGUGGAGGCUGGGUGACCUCUUCUGACCUCAAGUAUCACCUAGAAAGGUCAAUGAAGCUGUCGGAGAUCACGGUGGAGUGCCAAGCGAGGAAUGGUGUCAGCGAAGAGGCCGUCACUGAGACCAGGGUCAUCAGCAUCAUGAAGCCCCCCGGGCAUCCCUUACUGAAGAUAGAGGGCAUGGAAGACUUGAUGGCAGGAGGGCGACUGAUCGUCUUCUGCACCAGCGAGGGAGGCAACCCAAAUCCGGGUAUCACAAUUUACAAAGACCGAAGGAAACUGGUAUCCGAUGUCAUCCAAGAGGGAACCGUCUCCAAAGCGAGGGCGUCGUUUGAGGUCACUGCUUCGGACAACGGGGUCAAGGUGACCUGUGAGGUCAGCAACCCUGCCCUCAAAACGCCCCUCGCGACUUCCACCAAGAUAAGACUGAAAUUCGCGCCGGGGGAGGUCAGCGGAUGGGUGAGGCCGAGCGAGGUCGAGGCAGGUAGCACGGCGACCUUGGUGUGCGAGUCUUCGUCGAGUCUCCCGGAAUCGGCUCUUUCCUGGCGCUCAGGGCCCCUGACACUGCAGGGGGCCACUUCGACGUAUACCCAGGGGCUCUACGGCGGCUCAGUCACCAGGUCUGAGAUGAAGGUGAAGGCUCUCAUCGAGGACAAUGGCAGGACCUUCCAUUGCGACGCCCAGAACGGCCUGGGAGUCGUUCUCUCCACAAACAUAUCACUGAACGUGCUGCAUGGGCCAGUCUGGAUGUCGGUGCCGAGCGGAACCAUCGACGUCCAUGAAAAAGAGGACCUGUUGGUGACGGCUUCGGCCUCUGCAAAUCCUCCGCCAGUUAAGUACAGCUGGUGGCACGGUCCUCUGGAACUGGAGGGCCAAGUGGAGCCUGUCGCUGGAGGAGGAGGAGGGGGAGGAGGGGGAGGAGGAGGAGAGGGCCAACUGGAAGGGCGCCUUGAGAUGAGAAGGGUUCAUCGCCAGGAGUCCGGAGAAUACUCUGUCACUGCCACAAGUCCCAGGGGAACCAUCACCGCUUCCUUCGUCAUUAAUGUCCAGUAUGGUCCUGAAAACAUCGUGACAUCCAAACGGGUGACGGUGGAUGAGGGUGGCUCAGCUUCCGUCCUCUGUACAGCAGUUGGCAAUCCUACACCGAACGUGACCUGGGUCAGACAGGAGGAUAACAGCAGCAACUCCGAGGUUAUCUCUUGGGGCAUCGGCGAAGCCAGACUCUCGAUCGAGGGGGCGACCAGAGCAGACACGGGAUUCUACCUGUGCCUCGCCUCCAACGUCGUCUCCAGGGCGGAGCCUGUUCGCGCGGCGGUCGUCGUGACUCGUAAAAACUCAGAGGUUCCCGACGAAGUGGAAGAAGGCGCAGAAGAGUCCUACCUGAGUCCCUGGGCUCACUUGGGGGGACGGCCCGCCUGGAGUGCAGCGUGA
Macrobrachium nipponense is the source of this 3517-nucleotide messenger RNA. RefSeq names its product nephrin-like. Gene Ontology annotation, molecular function: cell adhesion molecule binding. Bases 11 to 3517 code for a protein of 1168 amino acids. Gene Ontology annotation, biological process: cell-cell adhesion. Gene Ontology annotation, cellular component: cell-cell junction; plasma membrane. The transcript is spliced from 22 exons. The record is from RefSeq and is a predicted model, not a curated record. Lineage: Eukaryota; Metazoa; Arthropoda; Malacostraca; Decapoda; Palaemonidae.